UAAUUAUUUACAACCCCCUGCUAACUCAAAAACUAAGGGCCGUAGAAAUACACCGUAGGCGGCAAUCGAAAGCUCGUAACGAGGAGGAGGUUCAGAAUGAAAAAACAAUCUUCUUAAAAAAGCCGAUGUGAGCUUCCAAUUAGCAACAGACACUACUUCUUGAUGAUGUCUUCUUCGUGAUGAUCAACAUAAGAAUGAUGCGUCUGCUUCAGCAAGCCUUCGCUUGUUACCGCCGAAAAAGGGUUGUGCGUGUUCUGCUGCUGUUCUUCGCUGUAAGCGCAGCAACCAUUUAUAUUUGCUCUGAUCACCAAAUAAGUCUACAACAAUUCCUGUUGUCAUCCGACGUCUCCGGCACAGGAGGCGGCGACGGUACCGAGACGCUGGUGGUCCCCGUCAGCCGUCUGGUCGAGCCGUCACUGCCGACCCAGUCGUGGUUCGCCGGUGACCCGAGCUGCGCCCACCUGGUGACACAGUUCGGCCGGCCGGGCAGCCUGCCGGACGCCCGGCUCGCCUCGCUUCCCCGCUCGGGCAACACGUGGACGCGCUACCUGCUGGAAGCGGCCACCGGUCUGGUCACCUGCGGACCCACGAAGGACGCAGAAAUGGCCGAGGAGCUGCCAGCUGGAGCCCUACCGGCCGCUGCCGAUAUUAUCGACCAACAACAGUCGGCGACCACCUCGACAGAGCUUCGCGCUGCCGGCUUUAUAGCUGAACAUGUGUCCCCGUUAACACGCACUUGUCUCGUUGGUAAGACACACGAGAUUCCGCCUGCCUGGCGUUACGUGGAAGGAGAAGAAGAGGCUGAUUAUAACGAAAUUGGCAAUGACUCUGGCAACACAGACAACGCGACCAGCGUCGGCUACCAACUGCCAGCAAUUCUGCUCGUGCGAGACCCGUUCCGAUCCAUCAUAUCCCUGCGACACCUGCAAGCUCAUGCCAGAAUGCUGGUGACUGAGAGCCGUGCUACCGCCGAGGCCUUUUCGGGGGACGACUGGCGCCAGUACGUGGAGCGGAAGAGCCGCCUCUGGUUUAUACUAGCCGACGAGUGGGCCGAGGGGCCGCGGCACACGCUGCUGGUGUCCUACGAGCGGCUGGUGGCUGAGCCGGCCGUCCAGCUGCGCCGAAUGCUGCACUUCCUGGGCGUGACCCCGGCGCCAGAGAGACUCGGCUGCACGCUGAGACACAAGGAGGGCGCCUUCAGGAACACUGAGCACCCUGUGCUGCCUAGCGAGGACGUCUAUGAUGCCGAUUUGCGCCGGAUGGUUUGGGAGAGAAUUCGGUUACUGGAUGACACUUUAGCCAGUCGUGGCUACCAGAGACUUCCAUUGCAAUCGUAUGCGUUCUACCAGCCUUAGAACUUAGAGCACAAGGUUUCAAACGAUUAGAUUUACUACAUGUGCUUAUUGUGACAAAAUCAAUGCCUCGACCAAGUUGUAUGCCUUGAUGAGCCUUGUUGCCGAUGACAGCAGUGAGAAAGUGCGAAUUCUAACCGAUGACGAGGGAAAUAUUACAAACGCUAUAUCUCAACUGGAUCUCAGUGUGCAGUGCCUAUCCACCUACAUUUCAGAACACCAUAUCUUUAUUUGUGGUCGCUGCGCUCUCAUUCCUUUCAUUCGCUCGGCUUUGUUGUAACUUGCUUUCUUCCGUGCGCCUUUCACGCCAAGACCCGAGGGGAGCCCGAGGCAGUGAUUGUGCCCGUCUGACCAGAGACCUCCACAUAGGUUGGUACAAGUGACCUUAAUUUUAAAUAUAACUUUUUGGCUCCUA
Messenger RNA from Amphibalanus amphitrite, 1767 nucleotides. RefSeq names its product WSC domain-containing protein 1-like. Bases 180 to 1355 code for a protein of 391 amino acids. NCBI's taxonomy places the organism in Eukaryota, Metazoa, Arthropoda, Thecostraca, Balanomorpha, Balanidae. The transcript is spliced from 2 exons. The record is from RefSeq and is a predicted model, not a curated record.